CCAGGACCGGCCGCAGAGGGGAGCCGCUGGGCCUGCUCUGAACCCGGAAUUGCCGAGCAGCCGGGUUGGCGCUCACUUCCGCGUCAGGUCCAGGGGCGUCCGGCGGCGGCGCCGAGGGCCGGGCCGUCCGCAGGUCACGGGACUGGUGCUGCCUUAGCUUUGAAGUUUCUGAGGAUGUUGGGAGGCAAAAAAUCUGAUCCCUGAGGCAGCAAUGGCAGACCGCAAGGCAGAAGAGGAGGUGCUGGAUAUUCUUCGCCUGAAUGUGAGGGGCUGUGUUUACACAGCCCGACGCGAGUCCUUGUGCCGUUUCAAAGACUCUAUGCUGGCGUCUAUGUUCAGUGGGCGUUUUCCUCUGAAAACAGAUGAAUCAGGGGCUUGUGUCAUUGACCGCGAUGGACAUCUCUUUAAAUAUCUUUUGGAUUAUCUUCAUGGAGAAGUUCGGAUUCCCACGGAUGAACAAACCCGAGUUGCCCUACAGGAAGAGGCUGAUUAUUUUGGCAUCCCUUAUCCAUACAGCUUGUCUGAUCACUUGGCCAGUGAAAUGGAGAUAUAUUCUUUAAGGUCAAAUAUAGAAUUAAAAAAGGCUUUAGCAGACUUCUGUGAUUCAUAUGGUUUAGUUUGCAAUAAACCAACAGUUUGGGUUCUCCACUAUCUUAACACAUCUGGUGCAAGCUGUGAGAGUAGAAUAAUUGGUGUAUAUGCCACAAAGAUGGAUGGAACAGAUGCUAUUGAUAAGCUGCUGGGAGGAAGAAUUCACAGUAAAAGCAUUUUUAAAAGAGAGGCGGGAAAUAAUGUUCAAUACAUUUGGAGCUAUUAUUCAGUAGCAGAGUUGAAGAAAAUGAUGGAUGCCUUUGAUGCUUGGGAAGGAAAAGGUGUUAGCUACUGGAGGGUGCCUCAUGAGCUGAUUGAAUGUUGGACUCUGGAGGAGCGGCCUUUACUUGGAAAUCUGCGUCACAUGGCUCCGAUUCGAAAGAGGCGGCUGACAGCACUCCAGGAGGAAGAGGAAGAAGGUGUGAACUGUAAGACUGGCCCAAAGCCUGUCCGAUUUUUGGGCCCUUCCACAAGCACCCAGAUUAAAGUCAAGAACUCAGCUGCUGUCAGGGUGUCUCCAGCCUGUGCCAGUCAGACUGCAUCUGGGGCAGCGGCACACCCAUCUCAGAUUGGCAGCAGCGGAAGGGCAGCUCAGCAUUGUGCUUCCCCUCUGGGCGCGGUAGGCUCCAGGCACACUCAGGCUUCCCCGGAGGCAGAGAGUGCUGAAAACGGGGCUGUACCCCCACCUCCAGCCAAGGUGCUGCUCUGUGACAGGAAGUCUACACCCCAUCGCGUGAUAAAACUGAAGAGGACUCCGCUGUGUGUUGCCAUGCCCUCCCUGCCCAGCCACCCCACAGAGAGGCAGGCAAGCUCCCCCGAAGCACUGGCUCUCCAAGCUUGCAGUGCUUUGGGAGUGCAAACUGAAAAUGGGAAAGACCAGGUGAAUGGAUAAAAAUGGUGCACUCCAAACUUGCUGCUUCUACCUAAGAGCUUCCAGCCCCUUUGACAAGAAUAACUGUCACUGUUUGUUGAGGCAGCAGGGGUCUUAUUUAGGAUUAAUAUUUCCUAGAAUUAUUAUUAUGGGAAAGAUAAAUUGUGUGAAGGCAGAAUGGAGGAAAGGAGACUUAAGCACUUGGUGUUAGGCUUGCCUCUCGCUUCCCGACUACAGUGAUUGUCCACGGGCAGUUUCUUGUUUUCAGGGUGGUUCGUUCAACAGUUAAUUGGCACUAGGAUGACAAAACUGAACAGCAGAAAUAAUCCCCAGACCGUCUACUCUGUUGCUGAAGUAACUGUUGACUCCAGGCACUCUAGUCCUGCUGCUCUUGGCAGGGAUAGGCUUUGCAGUGUUGGCUUAGAUGUUUUGGGCUGGUGAAAUGGAGAGUGAUGUCUGUGGGUCUGUGUGCUCUACCACAACCAAGAAGGAUUCAAGAGCAAGAAUGGAGAUCAAGGUGAGCUGCCUCCGUGUCACUCCCAGUCAUGAGGCAUCAAGAAAAGAAGUGAAGUGGUUCUGGGCCCGGGUGGGUGAGUGGGGCAACAGUAACUGGAGGUCACACUUCAACUCUCCUGUAAGUGAACUACUUUCUUUCUUAGAUUGGCUCUUCUUGGUGUUUUCUGUAAGCUGAUUUAUUUAUGUCCACCAGAAGAUGAUUCCUUGUGGUAAGAACAGUAAACAUGUCUUAAAUAAGUUGUUAGCACAUUUGGAUUUGGAUAGUGAGGUUUAAAAAGUCCUUUGAAAAACAGAGGUAAAAAGAGUUUUUAGCUAAAGUUGACAUUUGGUUUUCAGAAAUGACCAUGAAAGAGUCAUUCUGACACUACAGAGUGAUUUUUAUGCAUAAAAUUUACGUAGAACUUGAAUUUAAUACUUUUAAACAGAAUGUUUUGAUCUAUUUUUUCAUAACUAUUCAGUUGUUGUUUUUACUCUUAUAUGUUGUAUUUUAUAAUUGGAUCACACAAUCCUACUUUUCAGUGAGUGCUAUUCCUUAAGUGUGUUAAAAAUAAAUUCAUCAAGCAGGGUACUUUUUACUCAGAUGUUUAUCAUUGUACUUGCAUUGCCUUGAAGAAGUAAAUAUGCUGCAAGCAUUACUUUCUACAAAAUAAAGUAAAAGUUUUCAGUAAAAUGUGACAUUUCGCUCCUCCCCACCAUGACUGUGCUUAUUUAGGCCUUGGAGCCCUUCAGUGCUUUGGAACCUUGUUAGUUUAUAUAGGUUGUCUCUUUAAGCUUGCAAAAUUGCUUUUUUGUCCAGAUAGUGUAUUAAAGUAUUAAACUAAUUUUGGAUAACUA
Messenger RNA from Ochotona princeps (American pika), 2812 nucleotides. RefSeq names its product potassium channel tetramerization domain containing 18 (gene KCTD18). Gene Ontology annotation, biological process: protein homooligomerization. NCBI's taxonomy places the organism in Eukaryota, Metazoa, Chordata, Mammalia, Lagomorpha, Ochotonidae. The record is from RefSeq and is a predicted model, not a curated record. The coding region runs from base 212 to 1483 and encodes 423 amino acids. The transcript is spliced from 7 exons.